AGAGCAGCGUGUAGCAGUUCCCUGUGGAGGAUUAACACAGUGGCUGAACACCGGGAAGGAACUGGCACUUGGAGUCCGGACAUCUGAAACUUGAUCUCCAGCACCCUGCCGGUGGCACUACUGAGAGACGAGGUGCCAGGGUGGUUCCUGAAAGUGCCUGAGCCCCAACUUAUCAGCAAGGAGCUCAUCAUGCUGACAGAAGUCAUGGAGGUCUGGCAUGGCUUAGUGAUCGCGGUGGUGUCCCUCUUCCUGCAGGCCUGCUUCCUCACCGCCAUCAACUACCUGCUCAGCAGGCACAUGGCCCACAAGAGUGAACAGAUACUGAAAGCGGCCAGUCUCCAGGUUCCCAGGCCCAGCCCUGGCCACCAUCAUCCACCUGCUGUCAAAGAGAUGAAGGAGACUCAGACAGAGAGAGACAUCCCAAUGUCUGAUUCCCUUUACAGGCAUGACAGCGACACACCCUCAGAUAGCUUGGAUAGCUCCUGCAGUUCGCCUCCUGCCUGCCAGGCCACAGAGGAUGUGGAUUACACACAAGUCGUCUUUUCUGACCCUGGAGAACUAAAAAAUGACUCCCCGCUGGACUAUGAGAACAUAAAGGAAAUCACAGAUUAUGUCAAUGUCAAUCCAGAAAGACACAAGCCCAGUUUCUGGUAUUUUGUCAACCCUGCUCUGUCUGAGCCAGCGGAAUAUGAUCAAGUGGCCAUGUGAAUUCCAAAUAUUUUUAAUGGGGUCCAGUUCUCUAUGGAUUCUUACAUUUAAUUUGUAGGGAAAUGCCAUUUUUCCCCCUUAAACAAGGCAUGGGGCUCACAAGUCUAUGGAGACAGGCCAAAAAGAAUGUGGAGAAGAAAACUGAUAAAUACACAGAGGUCCUCAAGACCCAUGGACUCCUGGUCUGUACCCAAAAAAGCUGUUCGUUCCUCAAAAACAAAAACAAGGCUUGGCUGGGAAAACAGGCCAAUGCCCCGGCAAGAAAGGUUGAGAUCAGAUGUUAGGAAGAACUUUCAGGUAAAGUAUGAGAACUAUGGAGUCCAUCAGCAGAGAUAGUAGUGAAGUCUCUCCCCAGGGAAAAUUUUAAAAAGGUUGAAUCAGCUGUUGUAGAGUUCUAUUUGGCAAUCUCAUGGUUAAAUGACUUCCCUUUGAGCUCUUUAAUUAUUGGCAAUAAACAACUUCUUUAAAAGUUUUAAAUAAAAUAGCAACCACCACCA
Messenger RNA from Homo sapiens (human), 1205 nucleotides. RefSeq names its product regulator of hemoglobinization and erythroid cell expansion (gene RHEX). The coding region runs from base 190 to 708 and encodes 172 amino acids. Lineage: Eukaryota; Metazoa; Chordata; Mammalia; Primates; Hominidae. Gene Ontology annotation, cellular component: plasma membrane. The record is from RefSeq and is marked validated. The transcript has 6 exons.